UAUUCCACAAUAUUAACCUGUCAUUCUGAGUUGAAAGUGAAGUAAACGUGGUUAGGCACAUAUAUCAUAUCACACAACAUAUAUAUAAAUACAAGAUAGAUAAGAAAGAGUAGAUAACAUAUACAUAUACAAGUUACAAGUUACAAGUUACAAACAUAGAAUAUAAUAAUAAUAUUGUAGUUUUGUAAAGAUGGGAACAAUGGUUCAAAGAGUUGAAAGCUUGUCUUUGAGUGGAGUAUCAUCAAUCCCAAAGGAAUACGUGAGACCAAAAGAAGAGUUAACAAACAUAGGAAACGUCUUCGAGGAAGAGAAGAAGGAAGAAGGUCCUCAAGUUCCUACCAUUGAUAUAAAGGAAAUAAACUCUUCUGAUGAAAUAGUGAGAAAGAAAUGCAGGCUCAAGUUGAGGAAAGCUGCUGAGGAAUGGGGGGUGAUGAAUCUGGUGAACCAUGGUAUAUCUGAUGAGUUGCUUGAGAGGUUGAAGAAAGCUGGGGCAACGUUUUUUGAGUUGCCUGUGGAAGAGAAAGAGAAAUAUGCUAAUGAUCAAAGUGCUGGGAAGAUUCAGGGGUAUGGAAGUAAAUUGGCUAAUAAUGCUAGUGGGCAACUUGAAUGGGAAGAUUAUUUCUUUCAUCUUAUCUUUCCUGAGGAUAAGUGUGAUUUGUCUGUCUGGCCUAAGACACCUGCUGAUUAUACUGAGGUUACACUUGAAUAUGCAAAGGAACUAAGAACCCUAGCUAGCAAGAUAAUGGAAGUAUUAUCUCUUGAAUUAGGGUUAGAAGGAGGAAGAUUAGAGCAAGAAGUUGGUGGAAAAGAAGAGCUUUUACUUCAAAUGAAAAUCAAUUACUACCCAAUUUGCCCUCAACCAGAGCUAGCACUUGGAGUUGAAGCUCAUACUGAUAUAAGUUCACUCACCUUCCUCCUCCAUAACAUGGUGCCAGGUUUGCAACUUUUCUAUGAAGGAAAAUGGAUCACUGCAAAAUGUGUACCUGGUUCAAUUCUCAUGCAUAUUGGUGACACAAUUGAGAUUCUCAGCAAUGGAAAAUACAAGAGUAUUCUUCAUCGUGGAUUGGUGAAUAAGGAAAAAGUUAGAAUUUCUUGGGCUGUGUUUUGUGAACCACCUAAGGAGAAGAUUAUUCUUAAGCCACUUCCUGAACUUGUUACUGAAACUGAACCAGCACGUUUUCCACCCAGAACUUUUGCUCAGCAUAUUCAUCAUAAACUUUUUAGGAAGGAUGAGGAGAAGAAGGACAAGGUGGAGAAUGGUGAUGAUCCUAAAAAAUAAGUGCUUCUUAUCAUAAUUCAACUGCUCAAGAAAAAUUGUAUUGUGUUAUCUUAUUUUGGCUUAUGAACUUUUAUUUUUUGUGUGGUGUAAUAGUAGGCUAUGUAUUUAUAUGUGGCCUAAAUAUGUUGUUCGUUAUUUUCUACAUUGAAUAAUAUUUUCAGCAUCGUUUAUUUUUCUA
Molecule: messenger RNA, 1457 nt
Organism: Lathyrus oleraceus (garden pea)
Lineage: Eukaryota; Viridiplantae; Streptophyta; Magnoliopsida; Fabales; Fabaceae
Product: leucoanthocyanidin dioxygenase
Exons: 2
Coding region: 191-1279 (362 amino acids)
Source: RefSeq, a predicted model, not a curated record